ACUUUCAUUCUUUUUUUUCUUUUUUUAGUAUACGAGUUGUGGUCGAGUUACUUUGUCAAUAUGACUACCGAAGGCUUGGAGCAGACCAUUCAUGCGAAUGGGCCGACGCUACCCUCAUCUGAAAAAGCUAGCUCAGAAAAGCCAACUAAUGGUGUGAAAGUAUCAAUUGCUGAGAACGUGGAAGAAAAGGUCGAACCGCUACUCAAGGAACCAAAGUUUGGCAGUUAUCCUACACCAACCCUCAAGUUAGAACAACGCUACAUCGACGAUCCAAGACAGUUGAGGGUUGCCGUCGUCGGCGCAGGACUUUCCGGUGUGCUCGCUGGCAUAAUUCUUCCCCCGAAAGUUCCAAAUUUGAAGUUGACUAUAUUCGAGAAAAAUGCCGACGUGGGUGGCACAUGGUUUGAGAACAUAUAUCCAGGAGUCAGGUGUGAUGUUCCAGCGCAUGUAUACCAGACCAGUUUCGCUCCAAACGUAAAUUGGUCGGAGCAGUUCGCGCAGGGCCGCGAGAUCAGGGACUACUGGCAGGGGCUUGCACGGAAGUACGACGUAUACCAGUACUUGAAACUCUCCCAAAAAGUCGAGGAGCUGAGCUGGGAUGAGAAAAAAUCCGUAUGGAACGUCAAAGUACACAAUCUCACCACCGGGGAGACGUCCAGCGAGGAGUUUGACUACGUGUUAACUGCCAUCGGUCGCUUCAACGCCUGGAAGCUACCCGACUAUCCCGGCAUAAACGAUUUCAAGGGUCUUCUUCGACAUGCCUCUAACUGGGAUCCCAAUUUCGAUCCUAAGGGGAAACGAGUUGCAAUCAUCGGCAACGGUGCAAGCGGCAUUCAGCUUACAGCCAAUAUUCAGAAGCAUGUUAAGCACCUAGAUCACUAUGCCCGAAAUAAGACAUGGGUCACGGCAUCAUUCGCCGGCGAUGAGACUUCCAUCGAGCCGAUCCCCAUAUCACCCGAACUUCGAGAGUCGUUCAAAGACCCCAACGAAUACGUCAAGUGGAGGAAGGAGCUGGAAUCCAAAUACUGGCGGGGAUUCUCAAGCUGGCUCAAGGGAUCCGAGCUCAACGAAAAGUCCCGCGAAGAAUUCGCGGAACUUAUGAAGAAGCGCGUAGCCAGGAAACCUGAGCUUGUAGACAAAAUCAUCCCCGACUUCUCUCCCCACUGCCGACGACUCACUCCGGGACCCAACUACUUCGAGGCCAUUACGGAAGACAACGUAGACUACAUCCAGACGCCGAUAAAGUGCUUCACGGAAACGGGCAUCGAGACCGUCGACGGCGUGCACCGGGAGGUGGACGCGAUAUUCUGCGCGACCGGCGCGAACCGGGACAUGGUGCCGCCGUUCAGCAUCUGGGCGUACGGGAAGGACCUGUCGAAGCUGUGGGAGCAGGACGGAGAGUACGGGUUUCCCUACACGUACCUGGGGGCGGGGACUCCCGGGUUCCCGAACCUCGGGUUCAUCCACGGGCCGCACGGGUCGGGGCGGUCGGGCACGGUGCCGCACAGCGUCGAGGUGCAGGUGACGUUCUACGCGAAGCUCCUGCGCAAGGUGGCGCGCGAAGGCAUCCGGACGAUCCAGCCGUCGAAAAGGGCCGCCGACGACUUCGUCCAGUACUCGGACGCCUUCUUCGCUACCACCGUGCUGUCCGAGAACUGCAGCUCCUGGUAUAACAGCGGGAGGCCCGGGAGCAGGAUACACGGGUUGUGGCCGGGAAGCGCGACCCAGGUGACCAUCAUCUACCGCGAGCCGCGGUGGGAGGACUGGGAGUACGAGUAUCUCUCUGAGAGCGGGAACAGGCUCGCUUGGUACUUCGGCGUCGGGUCGACUCUGAAGGAGCAGGAUCCUAACGUGGAUAUCGUGCCGUAUAUCAAGGAUCCGGCUACUGUCGACUUGAGGGAUUUGCAUGAGAGCUGGUGGGAUCUACCUUGAAGAAACGUAUAUGAUGUAUCUCUCUAGUUAGCAGAACUAGGUUAUAUAGUUUCGGUCGAUAUACACAGUGCAUGAUAGAGAUAGAACUAAUGGUUAGAACUAUGCAG
This is a messenger RNA of Daldinia caldariorum, 2039 nucleotides long. RefSeq names its product FAD/NAD(P)-binding domain-containing protein. Lineage: Eukaryota; Fungi; Ascomycota; Sordariomycetes; Xylariales; Hypoxylaceae. The transcript is spliced from 2 exons. Gene Ontology annotation, molecular function: NADP binding; flavin adenine dinucleotide binding; N,N-dimethylaniline monooxygenase activity. The record is from RefSeq and is a predicted model, not a curated record. The coding region runs from base 61 to 1932 and encodes 623 amino acids.